CCCUAAAGGGACAAUGACCCAGAUAGAACUGCACACAUCUAGUGUUCUUACCAUAACUUCAACUGUCAUUGCUUAGGUACUCGAGAAUCAUCAUGAACACCAGGCUGUUAUUUCUUCUGUUGUUUUUCUUCUUAUUCAUCAAACAGACUGAGUUAAAAAAGAAACACGAAAAACAUGAAAAGCAUGGAAAGCAUGGAAAAAAACAUGGAAAACACAGAGGGCGAGUUGAAGACUUGGUUCGAGAUUAUGACUUUACAGAGGACCCAACUGAUGAUGAUGAUGAUGAUGAACAUGAUGGUGGAUGGUUGUUUGAGAUCCAGGACAUAAGAGGUCCUUGCGAGCCAAACCCUUGCUCCAAUAAUGGUAUCUGUGAAGAGAAAAGGGGAGAUAAAUUUAAGUGCAAGUGCCCCAAGCCGUUUAAAGGUAGAAGAUGUGAAAAAGCCAAAAAGGUUUGCAAGAGAAGGACAUGUGGGCGUGGACAAUGUGUUUUAACUUCAACUCCACCAUACUAUGAAUGCAAGUGCAAAGAACCAUUCAAGCCACCCAACUGUGACUUACCUGCUGCCUGUGACCCAAGUCCCUGUUUGAAUGGUGGUGAAUGUAUAAAGGAUGGCCAAGACUUCGACUGUGUCUGCCCUGACGGCUUCAGUGGAAUAUUCUGCCAAGUGGGUCCAGAUGACUGUUAUGAAGGAGAUGGAGAGUCAUACCAUGGUAAAGUUUCUGAAACUGAAGAUGGAGACGAGUGCCUAUACUGGAACUCUCAUUUUCUUCUCAGCAAAGGAGUUAACCCCUUUACUGCCUAUGAAGAUGCAGAUGGAUUGGGUCCCCACAAUUUUUGCAGAAAUCCAGAUGGUGAGGUUAAACCUUGGUGCUUCAUCAGAAGAAGGAAUAGACUAAGAUGGGAACUCUGCGAUGUGAGGAAAUGUUCAGAUGGUGUUACUACAUAUCCCACUGAGCCCGAACCCAUCACUGAAGAUCCAAAAGCUACACUUACAGCCCCAGUGAAGCCUACUAUUGCUCCUACAAGUCAACCCACCACUGUACCAGUGAAGCCUACUAUGCUUGUAACUGAAGCCACUACAGCCCAAGACGGGAAUAUCACUGAGCCAAUUAGGCAGUUUGCCACCUGUGGUAAGCCUCAACCACGGCGCAUGUUAAAUCGGAUUUAUGGUGGUAUGAAGGCUAUCCCAGGCGCCCAUCCAUGGCAAGCUUCUCUGCAGGUGCGACUCAAAGGCUCAAAUCAUGAUUUCAGGCAUAUCUGUGGAGCGGUUCUUAUUCAUAGUUGUUGGAUGCUGACAGCUGCCCACUGCAUAAAUCAAAACAAUGAGAUGCAAGUCACUCUGGGAGGAUUGGACCUAGGAAAGAAGGAAUUAUUUGAGCAGACUGUGGCAGUCCAGAUGGUUAUAGUCCAUGAGGGGUACAAAGAAACAUCUUCAGCAGUUUACAAUGAUAUUGCUCUGUUAAAACUGAAGUCCACCGAUGGGAAAUGCACUGUGGAGUCUCAGUAUGUGAAGACAGUGUGUUUGACUGACACUACUUUGCCAGAUGGAACAGAGUGCAACAUUGCAGGAUGGGGUGCAACACCUGACUCAGAAUUUGGCUCCAGCCAACUGAUGGAUGCUGAGGUGCUCCUGAUCUCACAAGACAAAUGCUCUGACAAAAAAGUCUAUGGCAGCAAAGUGGACAACAGCAUGUUCUGCGCUGGUUACCUGCAGGGUGGAAUAGACUCGUGUCAGGGUGAUUCGGGUGGCCCUUUGACAUGUGACAAGGAGGGAACACACUACCUUUAUGGUUUGGUGAGCUGGGGAGAUAGUUGUGGGAAAGCAAACAAGCCUGGUGUUUACACAAAUGUAAUCAUGUUCCUUGAUUGGAUUGCCUCAAAAAUUGGUGGCAUGAUUUGAAUAUUUGCCUAAGAAAGAUGUGUCUUUACCAUUUACUUUUAGACAUCAUUCAACUACAAUGAUGUAUUUGUAAAGAAAUAGAAAUGCAAAUGUUAAUCUUCAUUAUUCAUAAAAUAGUAAUAAAGUAUUCAAAAACAAAAA
Sardina pilchardus (European sardine) is the source of this 2042-nucleotide messenger RNA. Its product is annotated as hyaluronan-binding protein 2-like. Lineage: Eukaryota; Metazoa; Chordata; Actinopteri; Clupeiformes; Clupeidae. The record is from RefSeq and is a predicted model, not a curated record. Bases 93 to 1901 code for a protein of 602 amino acids. Gene Ontology annotation, biological process: proteolysis. The transcript has 13 exons. Gene Ontology annotation, molecular function: serine-type endopeptidase activity.